GGGGAGAAUUCUCCCCUAAUAUUAUCCCAGUCCCCCACAUCCGCCUCCCAGCUUUUCUGACAACCACCAUCCGUCGCCGGCGACAACCUCCUCCACCGUCGUCUCUUCCAUCGCUCUUGCGGCUCCCGUUCCUUGGGCUUUACCCUCGCGCGCCUCUGUCCCGCUGCCACUCUUGCGUCUCCUCUCUUUUCCACCCAGAGCCGGCGUGCCUUCAUCCCCUCUCGUGUGCGACCAAGCCCUUGGCGCAUUCCGCAUCGCUCUUCUACCUCCUGCAGACCUCCAACACCACUGCCUCUUGCAUUCUCACUGUCAACUUCUCACCUCCACCAUUUGUCCGCCGUUCUCUCCAUCCCGCUCGCCACCUCAGCCUUCCGCCUCUCUUCCUUUUUCUGUUCUCCUCUUGCUCAUCCCACAGUCUUUCUCCGCUUAUUCCCUCUCUCCCUCUCUCACCCAUCAUUCCCGCUCCCUUCGAGAGCGCGCGCGCGCGAGUGUGUUCGAGGGUGAAGGGCUACUGUGCCCUCUUCCACCCCUCGCACCGGCCCUCUCUCAUUUUCCUUCACAAUUAGUCUAUCUCCUCGAUGAUCUAACCCUAGAAAGGCCUCCACUGUGCCGCUUCCUGUCUUUCGCCCUGCGAAGGAAAUAGGGCAAGUUUUUGAAGGAUUCCUGUGAAGUGACUAACCUACCUAGUUGUUGACAUCUGCGUGGUACCAUGUUUUAUCUUAGCCUAAUUGAGCAUAAUUUGCCAGUGCCUCCUCACUUACUCAGCCGUCCUCUACUUGAUGCAGUCAAGGAAGAACUUGAGAGGCUGUUCUUGGACAAGGUUAUCUCAAGUUUGGGGCUUUGUGUCUCUGUCUAUGACAUCCAAUCCAUAGAAGGUGGUUUCAUCUUUCCAGGAGAUGGCUCUUCAACAUAUAAGGUUGUUUUCAGAUUAGUUAUGUUUCGGCCAUUUGUUGGGGAGAUUCUCGGUGGAAGGAUUGAAAAAUCUAGUGCAGAUGGCUUGCGCUUGUCUCUUGGGUUUUUUAAUGACAUAUAUGUUCCUGUUCAUCUGCUGCAACAGCCAUGCAAAUUGGGACCAGAUAAUAUAUGGAUAUGGCAACAUGAAUGUGGAGAAUUGACUCUAGAUCUAAAUGAAGAGGUACACUUUAGAGUGGCUGAUAUUAAAUAUCCUUCCAUCCCAAUUGAGCAGAAGGAAGAUGCAGAACCAUUUGCUCCCAUGGAAAUUAUUGGAGAUAUAUAUGGAGAUGGUUUGGGCCUUCUUUCUUGGUGGGCAGAGUAACCAAUUAAGAUGGUGUCAGAACUCUGCGUGUACCAGCAUCAGCCUCACUAACAAUGCUGUCUUUCAUAGGCAAAUGAGUUUUACCUAUGUUCAGUCCUUGAUAGUUUUCAUUGUAUCACCUAUACGUAGAAUCCACUGUAGGGCAACUAAAUUACAGUGCAUCAUUUUACACCCUCAAGAAAAAAAGAGAGCAUCAUUUACUGUGAA
Molecule: messenger RNA, 1483 nt
Organism: Elaeis guineensis (African oil palm)
Lineage: Eukaryota; Viridiplantae; Streptophyta; Magnoliopsida; Arecales; Arecaceae
Biological process (GO): DNA-templated transcription; transcription initiation at RNA polymerase III promoter
Cellular component (GO): RNA polymerase III complex
Source: RefSeq, a predicted model, not a curated record